AUGAAGCCGCCGGCGCUGUUCCAAGACGCCUCUCGGCAGCCGCUUCCGUACCAUGUGCUGCAGCAGCAGCAGCAGCAGCAGCAGAGCCAGAGCCAGAGCCAGAGCCAGAGCCAAACCACACAGACAACACCGCAACAGCCACAGGACCCGUUUGUGCCAGGCCGCACGCUGUCCCUGCUGCAGCUCUUCAGCAACCGGGCCACGAGAGGCGCCACGUGGCGCCUCUUCAUCACCCUCUCCCUCACACAGGUGGUGGUCUUCUUUGUCUGCUCCAACGCCAUCCUCGACGAGCUCGAGGACACCGAGGGCGAGCUCUCCAACCUCUGGGACUUCUACGAGCGCAAGGACAUCUCGCAAACUGUCAUGGCCGUGCACAUCGGCCAGUUGAAGCAGCAGCUCCUCAGCGUUGGCGCCAAGCCCGUCUCUGCCCAGCAGGCGCUGACGCUGGCCCAGCACCUCCUCAGCUUUGCCCGUGACAAGGACACCGGCAACUUGAUGAUCUACGUCGACCCGCACAGCCAGAUCUACCGCCUCGUGCCCUUCAGCUACGAGUACGACAUCAAGAAGGUCCCCCGUCUGGAUGCCGCCGUCAACAAGUCCUGGGACGAGUUCAACCGCGGGCCCAAGGAGGUCCCAUAG
Molecule: messenger RNA, 639 nt
Organism: Pichia membranifaciens NRRL Y-2026
Lineage: Eukaryota; Fungi; Ascomycota; Pichiomycetes; Pichiales; Pichiaceae
Exons: 1
Coding region: 1-639 (212 amino acids)
Source: RefSeq, a predicted model, not a curated record